AUGGCCAUCCAUCCUACUCUUCGCCGCUCUCACACUGCAUCCCAGAAUAACCUGUCGCCGCAGCAGGCGAUUGCUAUUUCUGUAUGGACGGAGCAGGCUGCCGCGUCUUUGCAGGAUCUGAGCCUUUCAGAAUCAGUGCCGGGAGAUGAUAGGAGCGCGCCCGCGACCGCGACAGUGACGCGACAAACCGCCUGUGGGACCUCGGUUUCUUUGGCAAUUCCUCUUGAUGAUGAGGUUUAUACUGCUGAAUCCAAGGCUGCUCCGCGGGUUGGGGAGCCCCAGAAAGUCUCAGUUAGUUUUCGGCGUCGGCCGCCUAUCCGUCGGGACAGUCUGAAGAGACGCGAGGCCUUGCUCAAGGGGAAGGACGGCAGUCGUCGUAGACAGCGUUGGGAGAAUGACCGUCUCUUGAACAACCCCUGGGCUGAGCCGCCAUCAGCUAAUGACUGGCUCGUGCAACCAACUUACCCUCGGCAUGACCCGGUUCCCUACUACCUUGCGCCGCUCUGGGAUAUUCACUAUUCACAAGUUGAUCGUCAUUCGUCCAAGGCUAUCAAGGCUGCAACCGAACAAAAGCACCGAGUCCCAAAGGAACUUCGGACGAGACUAAAACACGCGCGUGGUGCACGUGGCAUGCUCCAGGGCCUGGAGGAAGACGUCCGGAAUUUUGUCCAGCGAUGGAACGAGAAGCAGCUCAUGCUUCAGCAGGAAGAAUCACAAGAUGUUUCUGGGCCAGAAGAGGACUCUGAGGAUGAGAUCGUUUUUGUGGGCCGGAAUGGACAGGAACAGGAACGUAAGCCGAGGCUGCGGAAGACGCAAACGAAUACGAGUUCGCCAGAAGAUGAGCGGUAUGGCGAGAAGAUGGUAUUUGAAAGCAUGGUUGACGACCGCGCCGCUGGGUUUGGGCGCUGGCUCGUCCAUUGCAUUGCGUCCUACUAUGGCUUGCAUACCUGGUCUGUCACCACUCCAGGGCAACCGGCCCGACGUGAGGCCUAUGUUGGCUUCUAUCCUCCGAAUUCUGGCAACCGGACUGGAUCCAUCUUGAAAACAGUUCAGCCGGGGGAGGAGCUUCCUGUGCCGCUCUGGGCACAGCUGUAA
Messenger RNA from Monascus purpureus, 1095 nucleotides. NCBI's taxonomy places the organism in Eukaryota, Fungi, Ascomycota, Eurotiomycetes, Eurotiales, Aspergillaceae. The record is from the annotation of a GenBank genome assembly.